AUGACCACAGCUACUGAGCACUACCCUUCGCGGACACCCACUGUCAUGUCUGAGAAACGCGUCUCAGCGUCCUACAUCAGUCCUCCCUCACCACGACGAAGACCAGUUCGAGCACAGAGCACGAGAACCAGCAACGGCACAGUCAGUACAAGCAUGAGUUACAACAGCAGUCUAGGAAGAUCGUCAGAAGCCACCAACAUUACACAACCACCCUCGUAUUCCAAGAAGUUCGUGGUGGUUGGAGACGGUGGCUGCGGCAAGACAUGUUUGUUGAUCAGUUACGCUCAAGGUUAUUUUCCAGAGAAAUACGUGCCGACCGUUUUCGAGAACUACAUCACCCAGACUACGCAUAAACAGACGGGAAAGACAGUUGAGCUGGCACUAUGGGACACUGCGGGACAGGAAGAAUACGACCGUCUCAGACCUCUGUCAUACCCUGAGACCGACCUGCUUUUCGUCUGUUUCGCCAUUGACUGUCCCAACUCUCUAGAGAAUGUCAUGGACAAGUGGUAUCCCGAAGUCCUCCAUUUCUGUCCUACCACCCCUCUGAUUCUCGUGGGCUUGAAGUCCGACUUACGGUCCAAACGAACAUGCAUCGAGCUCCUCCGCACCCAGGGCUUGACUCCAGUCACACCGGAGCAAGGCGCAGCAGUCGCAAAACAGAUGGGCGCAGCUUACAUCGAAUGUAGUGCAAAGGAAUCUAGAGGCAUUCAAGAAGUCUUCGACCUGGCCAUCAACACCGUCAUCCAGCUUGAGGAGGAGAGCUACGAGACCAAGCCGCACCAGAAAGGAGUCGUCAAGGUUAAGAAGACGAAGAAGAGAAAGUGCGGCAUUCUCUGA
Molecule: messenger RNA, 840 nt
Organism: Capronia coronata CBS 617.96
Lineage: Eukaryota; Fungi; Ascomycota; Eurotiomycetes; Chaetothyriales; Herpotrichiellaceae
Product: GTP-binding protein rhoC
Exons: 3
Coding region: 1-840 (279 amino acids)
Biological process (GO): small GTPase-mediated signal transduction
Molecular function (GO): GTPase activity; GTP binding
Source: RefSeq, a predicted model, not a curated record